AUGCCAGGUCCAAGAUCGCCCCUCGGCGGCAGCGUGCCUCGACGCCGCAACGGGCGGCCGCAGGCGUGUGAGCCGUGCCAUCGGCGCAAGGUGGCCUGCGACCACGCUCUCCCCGUGUGUUCGCGGUGCAAGCGCGGCAGAAUCUCAAACCGCUGCGUCUAUCUCGUCCAAAACAAGACGCCCACCCGGUCGCCGCCUCAAACCCGCCAAGCCAACCAGCGACGCGACACCCACUCUCCUGUCCCGUUCACGCCACAGACGGACGGCACCCAAGGCUUUCUCGGCGCCACAAGCUACACCGCCGUCCUGCAAGAGGCCCAGAGUAGCUUGCCGGCAACGCCUGAUGAGCUCGCGAGCUCCGUCGACGGACAUGACGGGGCCGUCUCGCGGUUCUUGCUGGACGACAGGCUCCACGAUACGGCCCUCAGAGUUCUCCGCAACAUCCCGACCGAGGAGGACUGCCGCUUCUUGUUCAAGUGGAACAUCAACCCCAACGAAGGCUGGUGCAAGAUUGCAACGGGAUGGCUCAUUGACAGUCUUUGGACAACAUUUGGUCCGCUGCUUCGCGACGGGACGCAAAACGCGCUGACCCAGAUGGCAUUGGCGCUCUCUCGCAAUAGCUCCCGGUUGCUGAAGGAAGAUUACACCAAUCCGCGCGAGUGGUUCGCGAGCUUCUCUGGCCCCAACAUGCGAUGGGAGGGCUUAGGCAUCCUGUUCAACACGUGGGCGCUGGGCGCAAAAGCCUCGCCGCAGUCCGUGACGGGCGAGCACGUUACGGGCGACGAGGCACAGAAGAGUCUUUGCAAAUACAAGGACUGCUCCUGGGGCUGCAUCGAGAUCACACGAAACAUGGCCAGCGCAAACACUCUGCUGCACCAUCUCGUCUCCAGGCAAGCCAUCGUCGAGUCCAUCGUCACCGGCGACAGCAGCCCGCAGCAUUGGCGCCUUCACGGCGAGUCACUCAGCAUGGCCACGUUCCUCGGUCUACACGCGUCCCCGGGGGACCCGCGAGACCGCUCCAUUUCCACGCAGAUCAAGAGGCGCCUGUUUGCAAAGGUCGUCGUCUCAGACAAGGUCAUGGCCACGUUCACGGGUCGCCCGCCCCACCUCGCUCACCGAUUCAUCUCUACGCCUCUGCCGCUCGACAUUCCCGACGACGUCCUGCUCGGGCUGACGCCCUGGAGCGAUGAUCUGGUUGACGAGAAUGGGUGGAACACGCGGGGUAAAACCUACGCCACAACGCUGCAGCGCGCGCGAUGCAUGAUUGCCUUUGCACGAGACCCCAUCCUGGACAUUGCGUUGCAGCCCAGCGAGCUCGUAGAUGCAGAGGCUCUUCUCGGCCUGAAACGGCAGCAUCUGGACCUGCUAUCCCAAUUCCCUGAAAGCAUCCUGUUUCGACCAGAGGACGUGUCGAAUUCAACGGUUGACGGCCCGACGCUAUGUGGCAAGCUGCUGGUGCGGCUCGAACACUUGCAGAACCUCUUCUUCAUCGAGCGCCUCCUCGACCGCCCGAGCACGCGGCCAAGCCUGCCACUCUUGGAAGUCAGUCUGGAGCUCGUCUCCCUCACGCUCGUCUUUUGGACGCACAAGGACAGGAUGAGCGGGCUGCACGGCGACUAUGAGUGGCUCGUCAUGGGGUACGCGGCGCCGGCGGGUGGAGUCUUGUGCCUCGAGCUGCUGCGCGGCUCGGGUGCGUCCAUGUCGCGCCGCUCCAGUGUGAUUCAACAGUUGAGCCUGCUAGUCGGGUUUCUCGACUGGGUCGGCCCGACGGCCCCGAACGGCGAUCUGUGCAGCGAUGUCAAGAAGGUGGUUCGACACGUCCUCGAUCAGACGCUCAAUUCCCCUGGCCCAGACAAGGCAGACGGCAUGGAUUCGAUGGGGUAUCUGGGGGAUAUGAACGACUUUUUCAACUUUGAGCUCCUGGAUACAUUCGACUGGCUGCGGCCUGAUGCUGGAGAGCGAGUGCCCUGA
Molecule: messenger RNA, 1971 nt
Organism: Purpureocillium takamizusanense
Lineage: Eukaryota; Fungi; Ascomycota; Sordariomycetes; Hypocreales; Ophiocordycipitaceae
Exons: 3
Coding region: 1-1971 (656 amino acids)
Biological process (GO): DNA-templated transcription; regulation of DNA-templated transcription
Cellular component (GO): nucleus
Molecular function (GO): DNA binding; DNA-binding transcription factor activity, RNA polymerase II-specific; zinc ion binding
Source: RefSeq, a predicted model, not a curated record